AUGGAGCUCCGUGCCACCCUCGCACGCUCGUUACAAUUGCGUCAAAGCUAUAUCGAAAUCUCGAGGUUUAUACGCGCACGGCAAUGGCACGGCCGAAGGACAUCAUGCACAGCACAGAGAUACGUGACCACGUCGGCCGCUCCUCGCGACGAGGCCCGGAGCACCUUCUACACGAACCAUCUUAAGAGAUUCAAUCAAUCUCGCCGUUCGGGCCAGAUAUUUUCUGGUGAAAGCAGCUCUGGAUGGAAUCGACUGCGGCAGGUCAAUCCAGACUCCCUCGCCUCACCCACCAACCCCGAGUCAGAGAACGUGGACCUGUAUGGUUACGUGACCUCAGUCAGACCUGUCAAAGGAUUCGAAUUUAUCCAGCUGGUGGACCCUCGUUUGGAAGUCGCGGUGCAGGUCAUCCUGCCGCAUGCCAGAAAGGAACGACACUUCAUCGACGAUCAAGAGGCGGAAGACGGCGACGGCUCAAGGGACAUAACAAAUCAACAAGGCAAUAUUCGUCCGCACACACCCGUCAAAAUAUCAGGUACCAUUGCCCGACGGUUAGUGCAGCAGAGAAAGAACAAAGGCGAACGGCAGGAAACGUCGAAUGUGCAAGGAGCAUUGAAGCACCCAAACACAGUUCAGAUGCUGGACCCAUACGUUGGACCUGUGGAUCUCAUUUCUCACGUUGAAGUUCGCGCAGAUAAUCUAAUGAAGCUCAAUGCAUUUCCUCCCGGGCUCGUUGCAACUUGCGAGACUGUCUUCCCACCAGAAUUGCGCCACGUGCAGUUUAGAACAGACUCAGAGCUUCGCCGUCGCAUCCGAUUGCGCUCUCGGCUUUCCGGCAAGAUACGUGAGCAUAUGCUGAACCACGACUUUGACGAGAUUGAGACACCUAUACUGUUUAAGUCAACGCCGGAAGGUGCUCGAGAAUUCCUUGUCCCAACGAGGAAAAAGGGGCUGGCUUACGCACUCCCGCAGAGCCCGCAGCAGUACAAACAGGUCCUGAUGGCGUCCGGACUACCCCGUUACUUCCAGUUUGCCAGGUGUUUUCGAGACGAAGACCUCAGGGCUGACAGACAGCCCGAAUUCACUCAGCUCGAUCUCGAAAUGGCUUUCGCAGGAAGUACUGAUGUCAUGAAAACCGUGGAAGCUCUGCUCUUGGAUGCGGUGUGGCCCAAUGUGCCAGGGAUCGCAUCACUGCAGCCACCUACUUCAACCAGCCUCUCUGAAAACGAGGAAACGGUUUCAGAUCCUAAACGCCCGGCUUUUCCGCAGCUCACAUAUGACGAUGCCAUGAGUCGGUAUGGCUCGGACAAGCCUGACACUCGUUUAGGCUCUAAAAUCCGCAGAGUUGAUAGCUGGAUGCCACCCAAUGCGAAAGGCAUGAUCACGUCGCUUGAUGACCCUAUAGUUGAGAUGAUUAAAAUCGACAUGCAAGGCACCGAACCCGCGGAGAGUCAGAAGUUCUUCCAAGAAUUCCUUGAUGCGUCGGCAAAGGCAAGGUACGCAACUGACGAAGCACGAAUACCAGGGGUGGCUGUCUACGAUCCCCUUAAGCCAUUGCAUGGCCUGGCGACCUUUGGUCACGAGGGAGCGGCUCGAGUGGAAGAAGAGUUCGAACCCGAACCUGGCGAUCUCUUGAUCUUCUGGAGUCGCGAAGACAAGCCAUUCGCUGGUGGUUCCACGGUCCUGGGUGACCUCCGCCGCGAUGUCUAUCAAAGUGCCAUAUCACAGGGUUUGAUCACGGCUCCCUCUGGGUUCUCACCGCUAUGGAUCAUAGAUUUCCCUCUCUUCUCCCCGAUAGAGGAGUCAAAACCAGGACAAGAUGAGACAGCAAGAGUUUGCUCGACUCAUCAUCCUUUCACGGCUCCCAAACACGGCCGAGAUCUAAAUCACCGGCUCUUCAGGGACGAACCUUUAUCGAUCAUCGGCGAUCACUAUGAUCUUGUGAUCAACGGAGUGGAGGUGGGCGGCGGUUCCUGUCGUAUCCAUUGUCCAGUUACGCAGCGCUUCAUCUUCAGCGAAGUCCUCGGAAUGUCCGGAAGGCAGAUCAAAACCGACUUUCAACAUCUACUCGACGCACUGAGCGCUGGGUGUCCGCCGCACGCUGGUUUUGCGUUGGGCUUCGAUCGGUUGAUGACUAUGUUGACGAACAGCACCAGUGUACGAGACGUGAUUGCUUUCCCCAAAACUGCCGACGGGGAAGAUAAAUUUGCUGGCUCACCUUCACGGCUCACCCCCGAGCAGCUGGCAACCUACCACCUCGCAAUAGCCAACAAGGCCUCGGAGCCUUUGGGAAACAAGAUCUCGAAGAAGGCAUAG
Cladophialophora carrionii CBS 160.54 is the source of this 2313-nucleotide messenger RNA. RefSeq names its product aspartate-tRNA ligase. Gene Ontology annotation, molecular function: aspartate-tRNA ligase activity; ATP binding. Gene Ontology annotation, biological process: aspartyl-tRNA aminoacylation. The coding region runs from base 1 to 2313 and encodes 770 amino acids. Gene Ontology annotation, cellular component: cytoplasm; mitochondrion. The record is from RefSeq and is a predicted model, not a curated record. Lineage: Eukaryota; Fungi; Ascomycota; Eurotiomycetes; Chaetothyriales; Herpotrichiellaceae. The transcript has 2 exons.